Molecule: messenger RNA, 474 nt
Organism: Rasamsonia emersonii CBS 393.64
Lineage: Eukaryota; Fungi; Ascomycota; Eurotiomycetes; Eurotiales; Trichocomaceae
Exons: 1
Source: RefSeq, a predicted model, not a curated record
CGCUCGCUGGUUCGAAGAGCAGCCGAUUCGUUCCUUAGACGUCGACUGUGUCGACUGCAUUCGUUCUUCUGCCAGACAGAAUACCAGACACUGUCUUCUUUCAGUCCUAUUCGAUUGUUCAGUCAAUCUGCAGACAUGUUCCUCAGAUCUUCGUUCAGAUAUUUACUUCUGGCUGCCGCAGUCACCUCUGCCGUCGCUCAGUCUGGGUCUAAGCACGUCUUUGCACACUUCAUUGUGAGAGAUCUCUCCUUGUUCUGGCAGAAUUUGUCUAAUUCCAUCGCAGGUCGGAAAUGCUGCAGAAAUGACUCCCCAACAGUGGGAGUCCGAUAUCCAACAAGCCAAAGACGCCCACAUCGACGGUUUCGCGCUCAACAUCGCCGCCAAAGACCCCAACACCGACGGCAUCCUGCAGAACGCCUAUGCGGCCGCCGAGGCCGUCGGCGACUUCAAGCUCUUUCUCUCCUUCGACUAUGA